This is a messenger RNA of Jatropha curcas, 1273 nucleotides long. RefSeq lists its product as uncharacterized. The record is from RefSeq and is a predicted model, not a curated record. NCBI's taxonomy places the organism in Eukaryota, Viridiplantae, Streptophyta, Magnoliopsida, Malpighiales, Euphorbiaceae.
GAAGCUGCACGUUGGAAUUUCAACCCACCAUAUUAGUAACUUUCAACGAUACCUUUAAGGAAAUUCAUUUUCCAUUUUUCUUAGUAGACAAACAAAGUUUGCCUUCCUGUUCCUGGAGUCCUUUACUUCUUUUAUAACUAGCCCCUCUCAAGAAUCUCAAGUCACAGUGUUUCCUUUCAAGAAUCUCAAGUCACAGUGUUCAUUUCUAUACAGAUUCUAACACUUUUAUAAGAUUGAACUUGAUAGAUCAACGGCUUCGCAUCAUCGUCAACUAGUAAUCUUAAGGGAUUAAUGGAACAAAAUCUCAUCCCUCACCACUCAAGUGGGCGAAAUUCCAGAAUAAAAGGGCUGGAUAAAAAGAACGUUCUUCAGGUUGUUUCGCUGUUAGCUGUUUGCAUGUGGUUACUAUACCAAAUCAAGAACUCAAACCAUAAACCUGAGAGCUACAAUGGGAUUACUCAAAGUUCUAGUGGGAGAAAUAUAUCCAUAAUUUUGGGACGCAAGGGGAUAUUGGAGUAUAUAAAUGGAGUUGCUGUAGAAUUCCAAGAUAAAAAUGCUUCAGAGGAGGCAUAUGAAAGAAGAAAAGAUGGAGGUGUAGGAGACGAUGAGCUGGAUAUGAACAUUGAUGAAGACAUUGAGAAUGCACUGCAAAUUGAUGGACAAGCAAAUCAAGACACUCAAAUGAAGAUUGUGGAAGAUAAUGGUGAAAAUGUUAAUAGAAUUGAAACGUUUCUUGAUGAGAAUGGGAUUCCACCAGACGCUGCUUCCUAUUUUGUCAAUUCAACUCCAGACACUGCAGAGCUAAAUGAGUCUGGGAAUUUCAUCAGAAGGAAAAUAUUAUAGAACAAAUCCUACAAAAAGUUAACUGCUUCAUAGGAGUUGGACCUUCAGUUGCCCUAGCCUGUGACUACUAUACAAGACAAACCAGAAAUUAACAAUUUUGGAAGCCAAAAAUAAUAAAUAAGAAGAAAAAAAAUGCUUUAUUCCUUUCCAUUAAGUAAUAAAAAGGGAAAAUUAUCUAGUGUCAUAAAUGAUCCUGAAGUGUAGCAAGUCAAGCAGCUCAUGCAUAAGGAUUUCUGCUCAAGAUUAUCACUGUAUCCACUCCAUAUUUUGGGAGCAAUUAGAACUAAUCUUCUAUUUCACUAUGUGCAAGCAAGUUUUCCAUAGCAGCCUGCACCACAAUGAAGAGUUCCCAAAUGAAUGUGGCUGUCUCCAAUAUCUCAAUGUAAAUCAUAAUGUCUCAAUAUAAAGCAUAAUGGUCCUUUUUUCAAAA